This is a messenger RNA of Fomitiporia mediterranea MF3/22, 873 nucleotides long. RefSeq names its product Swi3-domain-containing protein. Gene Ontology annotation, biological process: replication fork arrest; replication fork processing; DNA replication checkpoint signaling. Gene Ontology annotation, cellular component: nucleus; replication fork protection complex. The record is from RefSeq and is a predicted model, not a curated record. The transcript is spliced from 3 exons. The annotation marks the transcript as partial. Gene Ontology annotation, molecular function: DNA binding. Lineage: Eukaryota; Fungi; Basidiomycota; Agaricomycetes; Hymenochaetales; Hymenochaetaceae.
CAUAGCACAACUUGUCUCGUAUCUACAAUGUCUGUUUCUCUCGAUGAUAUCUGGUCUGAGCCACUGGUGAACCCGCCUUCGCCUCCACCGGCGGGCUCGGGCACUGGGGUCGUCAAUGAGGAUGGAGACGAUGAUGAUGAGGACGUGUUUCGACCCAAAAAACGCCGACGAUCUACUUUGUUUCUCGGUGAAUCUGACGACGAAGAUGGUCGUGCUGGGAUGGGAUCCCCUUCUCAUACGAAUCAAGCUCGGCCAGAUAUCGACUCACUCUUUAAUGAUCUUGAAGACCCUGAGGCACCAAGACAAUCCAAAUCGUCAAAACCUUUCGACCUUGCAGCACUUCGACGGGAUGCUCAAGCGAGAGCAGAGCAAGAGGCACCUCAAAGCUCAUAUGCUCAGUAUGCUGUGCAAUCCAGUUCGCCUCCGCGCGACGGGUUCGGUGCUGGGGACAAGGAUGGAGCGUUCGGAUCGAGGACCGCCGACGAAGCCGGCGCCACGAAGAAACGUCAGGUCCCAAAGCUAAAUGAGGACAGGCUAUUGGACAAGAAUGGACUGCCAGCGCUCGUCCAAGUGUGCAAAGACUUUAAGCCGAAGGGCAAGGGUCAUGAGCUUGCAGACUUGAAUCGCUUAUUCUCGUUGUAUCAAUUCUGGGCACAUAAAAUGUAUCCGAAAACUCAGUUCAGCGAUACUGUUAAUCGCGUCGAGAAGCUAUGUCAUUCUAAACGCAUGCAUUCAGCUCUUCUUGGUUGGCGGGAUCAAAUCAAUGGGACUAUCAAUGGCAAGAAAUUUUCACAAGAUGAGGAUAUCGACAUGAAUUCGGACAAUGGAGAGAAUAGCGACGACGAACGCCGACGAGAGCGUGAUACAGAUGAC